ACAGAGGUCAACGGGAUGGGCACAGUCGCCAGCACACAAAGUAUGAUUUGACAGCUAAACUGUUGUUGAGUUUGCACCAUCUCUCGACCAGUUCCAACAAAAAGAUCCACCUCCUCGCUGCGAGUGUGCACAGAUCACGUUCAUCUGUCCCAGCGAAGCGCCGGUCUGCAUUCAGGCACAACUCGCUAGUCAAGUGUUCCUUGCUAUGGUGUCGCUGACGGUCGAAUCCCAUCGCGGCGCACCUGGUGCUGGCGAUCUAACCCGGCGCUAUCUGUGCGCUGAUCUGAUAUCACUGGGUUCUGUGAUCAAGGAUGAUCCCAUCGCGUGGAGGGUCACUGGCGUGGAUGCCUGGCUAUCUUGAAUUUCGAGGGCCUUGGAAUUUCUCCUCAUCGCAAACUUCGCCCAUAACGGUCGGCUAUGGCCAGAACUACUGCUACUACAGUAGUAGCACCUGAAUGUGGCCAGCAACAGAAACGAACAGCAGAGGCCGAGAAGACUAGCCGUCUUACCAUUAACGCGAAGGGCAUACUCGGAACCUGGAAUCUGGAAGGGCCAUCAUUACCAUGGUAGUGACUUGUCACUUGACCACCAAUUUAAAUUCGA
This is a messenger RNA of Cryphonectria parasitica EP155, 603 nucleotides long. RefSeq lists its product as uncharacterized. The transcript is spliced from 2 exons. The record is from RefSeq and is a predicted model, not a curated record. The coding region runs from base 206 to 361 and encodes 51 amino acids. NCBI's taxonomy places the organism in Eukaryota, Fungi, Ascomycota, Sordariomycetes, Diaporthales, Cryphonectriaceae.